CAAAUAACGUUUUUAUAAAUUGUAUGUGUGUCCAUUAAUAAGAUUGUAAAAGUUCUUACAAAUGCAAAAAUUGUGCAUAUAAUUAAGUUGAAAUUAAUGAAUUCCUCAAACGUUAUAUAUUCGAUUUUGACAAAUCCAAGAGACAAAACCACACAGGUCUGUUUUGAUAGGACAACAUCUCAUGGUUCGGCGCUUUGGAUUGAAAAUUCAUUAGAAACAACAUUGCCUGCUUUUGUUCUGCAAUUUGCUCUUAUCUUAGCAGUCAAUCGAAUUUUCCUCUUUCUUUUUGAAUCAUGCAAUAUACCUCGUAUUGUUCCCAACAUUUUUACUGGUUUUUUAUUAGGUCCAUCUGCUCUGGGAAAAUGGAAAGAUUUCUUCACAACCAUAUUCCCUUACAACAAUAUGUUACCUUUAGAGACAGUGGGAGCAUUGACACUUAUUUACUAUGUGUUCUUGGUUGGCUUAGAAAUGGACUUGAAACCAAUUAAAAGGGGUUACUACAAUAAGAAAGCAAUGGUUGUUGCAAUUGUUGGCAUAGUCUUCACUUUACCAAUUGGUGCUGGCUUAUAUUAUCUUCUUGUAACAGACAUGGGUCAAAAAUCAUUGUCACAUUCAGAUAGUGAUAAACACGUGAGGGGUGCAAUAUUUUGGGGAAUCACUCUUUCAUGUAGUAGUGAGUUUCCUGAAGUUGCUAAAAUCCUUUCUGAUUUAAAGCUUUUGUUGACAGAGAAUGGACAAUUGGCUUUAACUUCUUCUUUGAUUAAUGACUUGUUCUCUUGGACACUCCUUUUGUUGGUUCUAACACAACUAUAUUAUGCUUCUUUUUUGUCACUGUUUGUGAUACUCUUACUUGUAUUAGCAUGUUUUUAUGUGAUUCAUCCUUUUGCUAAGUGGCUUGUUAAAAAAGUUGGAAAUGGCGAUCGCGAGUUUACCGAGUCACAAGUUGUGUGUCUUCUUCAUGUGGUUUUGGUCAUUGGAUUAAUCUCUGAUGGGUUGGCUGCACAUUCAAUUACUGGUGCUUUCUUUUUAGGUGUUAUUAUCCCAAAGGGUGCACUUAACAAUGCGGUUCAAGAUAAGGCUUUUGAUUUUGUGUCUGAGUUUAUGAUGCCAUUGUUUUUUCUCAUUAUUGGGGAGAGAACCAAUAUUCAAGACUUGGCUUUGGAUACACAUUGGAUAACUGUUGUUAUUGUUAUUGUGUUGGCUUUUAUGGUAAAAUUGGUGUGCGUAUUUGCAGUUUCUUGGAUAUAUCAGAUGCCAGUCAUUGAAGGAUUGUCCCUUGCACUCCUCAUGAACACUAAAGGGACAAUGCCACUGAUAAUUUUGUAUACUGCCAUGGAUAGACUAGAAUUGGAGAGCCAAAGCUUUGUGGUGAUGUUGUUGGCAUGUUGGUUAAUGACAGCAAUUGCGGGUCCUGUCUUAGUUAUGAUCACAAACUCACUUACCAAUGGCAAAGCUAUUAGGAAGAGUAUGCAACACGGCACAAAACCAGACUCGCCUCUUAGAGUGUUGGCAUGUAUCCACUCAAAACAUGAUGCUGAGGCAAUCAUCGACCUUCUCAAAGCAUCAAGUCCAUCAGUUAGGUCCCCAAUUCAGGUGUUAGCAGUUGAGCUAAUCAAGAUGACAAACCGACCAACUUCAUCACUAAUUAUUAGAGACGCUCCGAAGCCAUCGUUUCACUCAAAUUCAAGCAAGGUGGAUACCUUAAAGCGAGACAACGGGGACAACCUCGGAAGCUUUGACAACCUCAGUCAGGCCAUCUUUGCUGACAAGCUCAGAGUUGUCUCCCACUACAAUACCAUGCACAAGGACAUUGUAAACCUAUGCACCGACAAACACGUGAACCUCAUCGUUGCCACUCUCAAUAAGCAACCAACCUACGACGGGUUGGGUGCAGGCACUGCCACCGCUAGAGCCGUCAACAUUAUCAACAGGGACCAGGCGAGCAAGGAUGAGAAAAAAGUGGUAUUGGAGAAUCUAGUGAAAGAAGCACCUUGUUGUUUAGCCAUUUUUGUUGAUCGUGAGUUCAGCGGUGGUCAGCAACAUUCUAAAGAAAUGAGAAUAGCAAUGUUCUACAUUGGCGGCGCCGAUGACCGUGAAGCCCUUUCUUAUGCUUGGAGGAUGAGUAGGAACAUGGAGGUUCAGUUAACAGUAGUGAGGCUUGUUUGGGACAAUCCUGAAGAUAGGUUUGAUGAAAGGGACAGAGAAUAUUUAAAGGUGUUUGUGCAUCAAACAAUAGAUACACCAACAGUGAGGUAUUUGGAGAAGGUGGUGAAGGAUGAGAAAGAAACUGUGAGGCUUUUAAAUAGGAUAGGGAACAAAGGGUUUGAUUUGUAUAUCAUUGGAAGAGGACAUGGGAUGAAGAUGUCGUUGGCACAAACAGUGGAUCCUGUGUUGGAUGAACCUGUAUUGGGUCCUCUUGGAGAUACUUUAUCAGAUUUGAAUUCUGCUGCUAACACAUCCAUUUUGAUAUUUCAAAGAGAAGCUGAACUUCAGCAUGGAGAUGGUUUGGGGAAACACGAGCGCAAUGCUUCUGUGGCGUCUGCACAUUCUUUUUAUGGUGAUGCGGAUCCACAGUAGGUGAUGUUUCCUUACAAGGAUAUCCACCAAUGACAUUUUGUCAUAAUGUUGCAUAAAAAUGAAGCAUGAAUGGUGGAAAUAUUGCCAUUGGAACAUGUUUGUGAUGAUUUAAUGGCUGGAAGGGGUUGUGUGAAUUGGCACCAAGCUAGUACUAAAAAACUCACUUGUUUCUUACUUGUACAUAUUUUUUGUUUCUCUGGUAGGAGUAUAGGGAGCAGAGUUAUAAGCUAGGAUUUUAAGAUAUGAACAACUAGCCUUUUUUUCCCACAAUAGUAUUGAUAAUAAAGUUAUGGCAUUUUUAACUAUGUUAUAUUAUGUAAGAG
Molecule: messenger RNA, 2900 nt
Organism: Cicer arietinum (chickpea)
Lineage: Eukaryota; Viridiplantae; Streptophyta; Magnoliopsida; Fabales; Fabaceae
Product: cation/H(+) antiporter 15-like
Biological process (GO): regulation of pH; proton transmembrane transport
Cellular component (GO): endomembrane system; membrane
Molecular function (GO): antiporter activity
Source: RefSeq, a predicted model, not a curated record